AUGGCGAACAGAAAGCAACAGACACCGAAUCUGUCUUUGAGUUUUCCUACCGGCGUGAAUACAUCCUCUGAAGAACCCAAAAAGGUUAAAGUGAUCUUUAUUCUGAGAGAUGCAAGAAGUUAAAAAAAUCGGUAGCGCUUUUAACCUACAUAAGAGCUUUUCCGGCCGCCAGCUAAAUGCCGCGUCACGCAAAAGCCUGAAAAUUCAAGCGUCCUCUAUUGCAAAACAAAGAACCCUUUCGAACCAAAGAUUUGUGUAAUUAAAGGUCUUUAACUACUGCAAUACCUUAUGAAAGUAGAAGCUCAGAAGAAUCGAUAAUCCUUAGUUAGAAUUUUGGUGACAUCAUGUUAAAACCGAGAAUAAGCUGUUCCCUUACAAAUUCGCCGUUAAUCGUGUUCCCGUUUCCCCGUAAUAUGGGGGAAAGCCUCUGACUGGAUGUUAAUGCCAUGACGCAAGUAAUUUUCGGUGUUGCCUACCACAUUUAUAUACGUUUAGUUGUAUUUCGGCUCUCCAAAAAUAGGCGUGUGUAGUAAGACCACCGAUGUUUGCUGCACCGGUUGCGGGUGCAUCUGUUCUCUGCCGGUGGCUAUUGUAAAUAAAGGAGAAGGACGUACAGAAUUCAACGCUUAAUGAGAGAUCUUAUAUCUGGAUUUCAGCGUGGAAAUUGCGUGGAAGUUUUUCGGUUAAAUUGUGUACAGACCCCAGACUCGUAAAACUGAUCAGACAAAAGUAGAGCUAUAAUUUCCUGCUGAACAGAAGUGAACGAUCCUUAACGUGAAACCUGCUCGAAAUCGAAGAGAUCAACUCCUGCAUAAAACGCUUUAUUGGAAAUGUAAACAGUGCUUCCGUGAUCAAAAUUCUGUUAAACCAAAAACCACAGGAAAUCUAUGCACAGGAAAAAGACCGGCUCUAUGAGUAAAAAAAGGCGGAUAAAAAUGUACGUGUUAGAGUCCUCCAAAGCAUAAUGUACCCGUUAUAAAUGACAUUUUGGGUAGAUAUUCUAGUUAGAUCCUAGCUAGCUACAAAGGUUGAGAACGUCCAAAGGAAUUACCGCGUACGUGCUGUACAAGAGUCCAGAGUCGUGUUGGUAUGUCAAUACCUAUUCAACUGUCAGAGGAAAAACAACAAAAAACAAUUUGUGCGAAUGUAUCCCGGAACACGAUUAACGACGGCGACUCACUGAGACCUCUCUCCCCCCAAGUUUUUUGAGGGGAGGGGAUUCUGUACACAGGCUACCUUUAGCUACACUGUGUUUUUUUCUUCAGAAAAUAAGAACUUAUUUAAAAACCUUAAUAGUUUAAAUUUGUGCGUAAUACCAUUUAUGUAAGCACUUGUUUAAGGUAACUUGGGAAAAUGUAAGUUUUUAGUCGCGGGUUUUUAUUGUAUCACACUUUUCUCUUUAUCUUGAUAGAGGACAAUGGAUGGCCUUGAUGUAGAUUCUAACGCAUGUUUAGUAAAACCUUUGCCCACUGCCUUCAUAACAGCUGGAGUUGUUGUGUUAUUGUUCAAUUACGCUAGAUAUUCUAGAUUUUCUGUUGUUGUGAUAUUGUUUAGUUAAGCCUAAAGGGACAUCAAUUGCCACAAGCGUUUUUCUUGAACGGGACGAAGCUUGGAGGCGCAUCCGCGCCACGCUUACUCCGUCGUUCGGCGCAAAAAAAUGAAAGGGUUAGUAUCCCUGAUCGAUGAUUCGUUUGAGAGAUUGAUGCAGAAAUUUAUUGAAGGCGUUGUCAAUACGGGUAAGUGGGGUUAUUAUUUGAACUGAACUUGUUCUAAAUUGCCUGUUUUCUGUAUUGUUCCAUUUACAUCCAGUUAAAGGCAAGUUCGUAAGUCAUGAGACUUCGAACGAAUAGAAUGCCGUCCAUGCUUCAAGUUUAAUUUUCAAUAAAAUUGUGAGAAAUCUGUUUGAUUUCAAUUUAGUUGGAGAGGAUAGAAAAUGUUUAAAUUUAGUGAAAACGCUAGCAAGGGAUACUUCCUCGUAAAAUGCGCUUAAUUUUUAAAUUAAGCGCAUUUAAAAAUCUUCUCUCUCCCCCUUACUAUUUCCUCUAUGGUUCAUAAAAAUUUUUAGCACAGGAGCGCAGGGGGCCCAAGUCGUCUGAAAAUGUUUAAGAAAUUAUAGGUUGGCAUGAGAUGAGUUUUCGUAUGUUAAGUAACCGCUUCAAUAUAAACCUUCCAUAGCGCAAAAAAAAACUCUGCAUCAAAGAAAUGUAAUUUUGUCAGUCGACUUAGUUGACCCAACUCAACUUGGUGUUGGCUCUUAUCUAUCUGUUAAGUGGCUAGCUGCAGAUCAUUCUAAUAAAUACUUUCGAGCAGUCAUUUUAACGCUGGAAGUUAUACUCUCCGCGUUUGGUGUCGAAACUGGCAAUCAAAACGACAAAUAAAGCCCGUUAUUUAAAAAAGUGAAGGAGGUUUUCUGCACUCUUUGGAUAAUGGACAUCUUGAGACGGUUUCCUUUUGGAAUAUGUCUUUUAAGGAUUCUGGCACAAAUCAUGCGCUCUCCAAGCUACUUCGAAAAGUGUGCCUCAGAGAUCUUAGAUCUUCUUGGGGGAAGACACGAUUUGAUGCAUUUGAUGCUGACAGCCAACGAGGAUUCAACUGAAAAGAGAUUAUCCAAACUCACCGAUGAAGAUAUAAUUAGCCAGUGUCAGAUCUUCAUCGCGGGUUACGAAACUUUGAGCAAUAUGGCCUAUAUCAUGACCAACCAGCUGGCCCUGAACCAGAAUGUACAGGACAAAUUAAGAGAGGAGAUCAAGGAAGCAGUCAAGAGAAACCCUGAAAGCUCUCUGUAA
Messenger RNA from Porites lobata, 2786 nucleotides. Lineage: Eukaryota; Metazoa; Cnidaria; Anthozoa; Scleractinia; Poritidae. The record is from the annotation of a GenBank genome assembly.